Messenger RNA from Cuscuta campestris, 2738 nucleotides. NCBI's taxonomy places the organism in Eukaryota, Viridiplantae, Streptophyta, Magnoliopsida, Solanales, Convolvulaceae. The record is from the annotation of a GenBank genome assembly.
UACUCCUACUUUACAUGUGAAGUAAUUAAUUAAUUCGCUAAACAAAAUGACUUUAAACAAACAAAUUGCUCCGAUGAUCAUGAAAAUGGACGCUUCCUCAAGGUUAUCCCAUUGCGGAUUCUCCAACUGGAAGGGAUACUUUGGGUAGCAGCAAGCCAAAAAGCGGAGAAGGAGAAUCUUGCGGUGCAAAAUGCUGUGAUUGGGUAUGUGAUUGGUGUUACCUUCUCACCUGCUGUUGCUGUACCUGCGCUCGUCCAAUGCCGGGAGAGACCAAACAAAUCGGAAAAUGGAAUCUUCUUCAACCUCCAGGCAAGGCCGGAAACCGCCCACGCCGAAGCAAUCGGACAUCUACUCCACCUUCGUUGUCCACGGCGGCGGCGACGACGACGACACACAGAGCGAGCAGACUAGCGACACUGACCUCUACGCCACAGUCGUCUGCAAAGACGACGCCGUAUCGCUUCCUCCGCUGGCCAAACGACCUCCUCCCGGACGAAUCGAUUCCGGAUCUGAGAGUGACGCGGAGUCCGUUUGCGGCACGAUGAUUGUGAGAACCGGUCGCCGCAGACCUAAUUACGAGACGACGUCGUUUCUCGAUCGAACGGAGAGAAGCCGGAAGUGCAGAAUCGAUGGGAUCGGCGAGGAGGAGGACAAUGCGGAGGGGGAUUUCUCUACGUUUGUCAUGAGAGAGAGCGUGGCUGAAUCUGGGACGGUGGUGAGGAGAACGAGCAGAAAGGGGGGAAUCGGCGAAGGCAGCCGAUCCUCAACGAUGAGCAGAGCUGUCGCGAGUAUGCAGUCCGCGGGGGAGGUUGGGAUCGGGAGGCAGAUGAAAAGCGGGGGCGGCGGUAGGUCGGAGGAGGAGACCAGGGUGCACGGGAAUAAGGUGUCUUCGAGCUCUUUUACAGAUAAUGUGAUGAGGGAAGAUCCUUCUACGAAGUAUGAAAUUCUUCACGAACUGGGGAAGGGUUCAUAUGGGGCUGUUUUUAAAGCUCGAGAUCUGAAGACUUCGGAAAUGGUUGCCAUAAAAGUCAUAUCAUUGUCUGAAGGGGAGGAGGGCUAUGAAGAUAUCAUUGGUGAAAUUGAGAUGUUGCAGCAGUGCAGCCAUCCAAAUGUUAUUCGCUACUUUGCGAGCUACCAAGGAGACGAAUACCUUUGGAUUGUGAUGGAAUAUUGUGGGUGUGGAAGUGUUGCUGGUUUAAUGAAUGCCAAUGAGGCACCACUUGAGGAGCACCAAAUAGCAUAUGUUUGCAAAGAAACAUUGAAGGGUCUCUCUUAUUUACACUCCAUUUUUAAAGUACAUAGAGAUAUCAAAGGCGGUAAUAUAUUGUUAACUGAUCAAGGAGAGGUUAAGUUAGGUGAUUUUGGUGUUGCUGCACAACUAUCUAGAACAAUGUCCAAGCGUAACACGUUUAUUGGGACCCCUCAUUGGAUGGCUCCAGAAGUCAUUCAAGAAAGUCGUUAUGAUGGAAAGGUAGAUGUAUGGGCACUCGGAAUAUCUGCUAUUGAAAUGGCAGAGGGUCUUCCUCCAAGAGCAACCGUGCAUCCUAUGAGGGUCUUGUUUAUGAUAUCAAUUGAACCAGCUCCAAUGCUUGAGGAUAAAGAGAAAUGGUCUCUUUUAUUCCAUGACUUCGUUGCAAUGUGCCUUACAAAGGAUCCCCGUCUUCGUCCAACCGCAGCAGAGUUGCUUAAGCACAAAUUCAUUGAGAAGUGUAAAAGCGGAGCUUCUGGAAUGCUACCCAGGAUUCACAAGGCAAAACAAGUUAGGUCAUCAAUGGCCUUGGAAGCUCAGAAAAUUGCUUCAGCUGCAACUCUACAUGGAAAUUCAGGAGGUUGCCCCAAAGUAAACGAAUCAUUUGGAGAUACAGUGCCUGCUGGUUUUCAAGUCUCCAAUGUUGUCUCUUCUGCAAUUGCUCUGAAUAAGGAUGAUUCAGAACAUAUAGAACCUGCUGCAGAAGGUGACUUUGGGACAAUGAUAAUUCGAGAUGGUGGUAACAUAGAUAUAGCUGCAACUCAAAGAAAUAAAGAACCUUCCCCUUCGGUUAACCAUGCUGAAAAUGCUCAAAUUCCUGGCCACGGUGAAAAAACAAUUGAGCAUCGGUUAUACAGUGAAGAGAGUGUAAGUUCCCUACCUGGGGCAUCCAAAGCCGGAAAAGGGCAAACCACCUCUUCUCCUGCAAUGUUUGCUCCUCCUCUUCUGAACCCCCCGCCGGGUGAAACUGUCAGUCAAAAAGCUUUGGAAAAGCUCCGGUCAAUAUACUCAGCAGGUAACACAGUACCGAUCCCCUUCCUGAGAGCAACUGACAUAUCGCCAAUUGCACUCUUGUCGAGCAACAUGCUUGGGGCCUGGCAACAAGAUGACACGCUGCAUGAGCUUUUCUCUAGCGAUGCACAACAGUCAAAAAGAGGCCGAAGCAGAGAAAACGAGGCCCCCCUUCCUCCAAGUGUACACCGGCGGCUCUCUUCUAGUCCUACUCUAAUGAAUCUAACCCAAGCUUUGGCAUAUCAUAGGAUGUGUUAUGAUGACAUGCCUCUUCAGGAAAUGCAAGCUACACAAGAGCAAAAGACCAUCCAAAGCCUUUGCGACACGCUUAAAACUAUUUUGCGAUUAUAGAUAUUAUCCCUUUAUUACAAAAAAGGAGUAUAAUAUUUGAGUCUCAUGUCUUUAACAAGUUGACAUCUGUCAUCUUACCUGAUAUUUUUUAAAUGACAUGACAUGCGAAUAAAUUACAUGGCAUCUU